GGGCUCCACAACCAUCCCUAAGUUACGAACUACCUGUGCCAUCUCAUUAGUCUAAUAAAGCAUGCUACAAACUGGUGCCCAAUCGCCGCGGUGGGAAGAACCUCAUCUUCCAGGGGCACAUGUACUCCGUGGAACAUUUUCGGCACCGUAUUGUUUGCCGACAGAACGGAUUUACGAUAAUCGAUGGCUACCGCUUCGUGAUCGGCACUACAAAUCUGCGUCGCACCUAUUUGAAGUGCGCCAACUUUCGCAGCAACUGCCGGGCACGGGCCAUAAUAAAUAGGGACACGAACAAAGUGCGGAUGAGGCAUGAGGGCCACAAUCACAGCCGUAAGGAUGCGGUGAGCGGACGUAGCUCUAAGAAGUAGCAGAUAACUCAAAGCUAGCCCAGUAUGUGCGCUCCAACCGAGGAACCGAUCUUGUUUACCACGAAGGAAACACAUACACACCCAAUGAAAAGCUGAGGGAGGGACAAAAGAGUCGGGACUGGAAGUGCUCAAUGUACCA
This is a messenger RNA of Drosophila santomea, 507 nucleotides long. RefSeq lists its product as uncharacterized. Lineage: Eukaryota; Metazoa; Arthropoda; Insecta; Diptera; Drosophilidae. The transcript has 4 exons. The record is from RefSeq and is a predicted model, not a curated record. The coding region runs from base 120 to 368 and encodes 82 amino acids.